AUGUCCACAAGUCUCUCUGCCGAUCUACAUAGCAAUCUGCUUGCAUACGUGCUCAAGCACCGUCGGCCGCGCAGGGUCGCCCAGAGAUCAUCAUUCGCCGGGAAAAAGACCCCCCCGACAUUAUCUUGCCCACCUGGCAAUCGAGGGGGCAAAUUCGCGCCACCCGCGGCGUCGGCGCCAGGCCCCGUGCUCAGGCCGCGCUGGUUAGCCGCCUCCAGAGAGCCUCGAGGCUUCAGUUUUGAGCCGCAGUGGCCACCUUUCAUUGCGCCCUCGCGCGCCGGGGUCUGGCUCUCGCGAGAGCCUCCCAUCCUUGAUCUCCUCGUCUGGCCUCUCCUCCUUUUCCUCCUCCUCCUCCUUCUCGCCCCCCGCUGA
Molecule: messenger RNA, 372 nt
Organism: Prorocentrum cordatum
Lineage: Eukaryota; Dinophyceae; Prorocentrales; Prorocentraceae
Source: the annotation of a GenBank genome assembly